UCCAAUAGAAAAGUUCUAAAAUUAACAUUAAUUACAUUAAUUGAUUCUGUAGUUGAACUAGACACAAAGCUUGGUAAAUUCAAGUACCUUGCUAGUUAACUGCCUGUACUUUUUGCAUAAGUUUUCUUAAGCUUCUCCCUCUUUGGAAACUAAGACAUCUUACUACCUCUGAUUUGCUCAUAUGGAAAUUGCUUUUUGACUCCUUAACAUUUUGUUCCACCUCUCUGGAACUCAUUUUAUCGCAGGUAUAUUUUGCAUCAAAGGAGACCAAAAUGAUGCAGAAGGAGAAGCUCUUACCAUUUUACACAGAAGACCUCUAACCCUCUUUGCUGUUAUUUCCAAUCUUCUCAGCAGAGUUUUACAAAUUAUUCACUUCCUUUAAAAGUCUGAAAGUUGAGCUAAAUUUGGCUUUCAAAGACUUACUAGAAAAAAAGGAAGGUUAACAGUUUCUCAAAACAAGACACCAUUAGGUGCUGAUUAGCUUCUGAUGAGAUAAAUUGAAAGACUUGAUCCUAUUCUUUUACCAGGAAUUGACUUAAAGUGAGCUAUUUAUACAAGGGCAUCUAAAACCCCCCAGAAGCUGUCUAAUUUUGAGCAUCUCAUUUUUUCUGAGUCUGAUAUUUCUGUGUCUCUAAAUCUGAAGCAAAAUUCAUAGAAAGCAAGAUGAUUCAACAGUUCUCAAAAAUCAGGCUUUUGCUAUCAAACCUGGGGAAAAAAAAAAUCAAAGUUAGAUCACCCUUUGCAAAAUAUAAUCUCUAAACUUUUAGGACCAAACCUUCUUGUGAUGUCAAGAGGGCAUGACAGUAUUAUAGAUAGAAGAGCAUUGAUCUUCAGCCAAGGAAAAGACUUCGAUGCUUGUUUCAGUCAACCACACGAGACCCACGGAGCACCUGAUGUGCCUAAAACUCAGGAGCUUUCCCAGAUGCAGCCUAAUGUGUUCUUUGCCUUCCCAAAAAGGACCUGCUCUGACAUUCCACCUCCAUCAAAUGAAGAGGGGAUGUGCUCGACAGGGAGAGAAUUAAAUAAGCAGCACCACAACGCUUUAAGGAUGCAGGAGGAGGAAAUGCAUUACUUUGUGCAAAUAAGUAUUUGUGACAGUAUUUGUUAGGUGUGGCAGCUCCAAAAUAACUACCUGCUGCAGCUGAAGAUUUGAACAGAUUAAAAAGGGCAAAGAAGUGUCAUUUUGUGCUUCCAUGGAGCAUGGGAACACCCAGCCUGCAAUGCCUCAGCAAUUCAGUGGACCCACCAGGACACAGAUACCAUCCUCCACCACAAAGUGCUGGUUUGCAAAAUAAUCAUAAUUUAAUUUUAAAAAGUUACAAAGCCGUUUGCAACUGCCCACUGUAAUUAUUUUAUCUGGAAAACAAGUUCAUUCUGGUCUUAACCAGGGGAAGGCAUAAACAUCUACUAAUAGAGAAGAAACAAAGUUUAAUUUGCUCAUGGAUCAGUGAAGUCCAAAAAUGUGCAUUCGUUUUGGGUGGACUCUGCCCUUUCUUGGAAUUUAAGAUUCAGGAGUGAGGGCCAGCAGAGCUUAGAAAGACAACCCUCACAAUCUGCAUCCACUCCUGGCUUCACUGACUGUAACAAACCACCCAGAAACUGAAUACCUCAAUAAAUAAAAAGGGAUCUCUUAAGAGGUGACAUGAACCUUGAAGAGUAUUUUGCAAGAACUGGCUAUAAAGGCUCCCUUGAAAAGCAAGAUUUGGAAACCUUAACUGAUAUAUUCCAGCACCACAUCCGUGCUGUUCCCUUCGAAAACCUCAGCAUCCACUGCGGCGAGAAAAUUACUUUGGAACUGGAGCAUGUUUACAACAAAAUCGUGCAGAGGAAGCGGGGGGGCUGGUGCAUGGAAAACAACCAGCUGCUGGGCUGGGUCCUGAAGUGCCUGGGGUAUGACACCAGCUUCCUGGGAGCAUAUGUGUUCAACCCCCACCAAAACACAUAUGCCACCAUCAUGACUCAUCUCCUGGUAAAGGUAGUCAUUGAUGGCAAAGCCUACAUCGUCGACGGAGGCUUUGGCGUGUCCUAUCAGAUGUGGCAGCCCAUGGAGCUUGUGUCGGGGAAAGACCAGCCCCAGGCUCCCGGCGUCUUCCGCUUCACGGAAAAAAACGCCGUCUGGUACCUUGAGAAAAUGAGACGGAAACAGUGUAUCCCCAACCAGAACUUCUCUAAUUCUGACCUGCUGGAGAAAAAAGAGUGUCGGAAGGUUUAUAUGUUCAGCCUUGAGCCACGGACAGUGGAAGAUUUCCGUUUCCAGUGCACAUACCUUCAGACCUCUCCAGAUUCCCUCUUUACAAAGAAGUCCAUCUGCACCCUCCAGACCACCAAAGGCUUCCGAGCGCUAAUUGGGUGGACGUUCACUGAGACCACGUACAACUACAAGGAAAACAUGGAUCUGGUGGAGUUUGUAACUCUUGAAGAUGAAGAGGUGGAAAAAACCCUCAAAGAGAAAUUCAACAUUACCCUAGAUAGAAAACUCGUCCCAAUUAAUGUUAAAGGAUCUUACACAAUCUAGAUGAUCAGGAAAACCUACAACAAUGCUACGUAGGUACAGCACCUUCCACUGUCUGUGCAAUCCCUUCUGCAAGGUUAUGGGAUUCAUUUACAGGUGACUGAAAGACAAAUACAGUAAUAUGGGAUUAAAGUGACUUUCACUUCGGGAAAAAUUAGGAAUUUAAGACUCUUGAGUCAGUCAGAUAGAAUUAUUUGCUGUGAGAUGACUGCCAUUCAAUUUUUGGCACAAACGUAGGAUCUGAUUUGAAUCUGGUUAUAAGCUUGGGUAAGAAAUAUGUCUGGGGUAUAUUGGACUGCCUGUAGCACACAAAUAGGAGUAUGGAUUAUUGAUUGUGAUGUGCUGCCAACACAUUUUCUGUGGUUAUUAUAGGGAGACAAGUCAUCUGUGAGCAUUUAGACAAUGAAGUACACAUUUAAAACUUCAUUUUUCAUAAGAUCCGACCACUCACCACUCAUGUCAUUUCUCUGCCUUUGUCAUCUUUGAAAGGAGCAUUGGGAGGCAUAAUUCUUUCACCAUCAUCCUUAGACAAAACAUAAUACAAAAUGAAAAUUAUCAUCAUGUGCAUCCUUUUGGCCAUUACUGCAGUAAACUAAACUACCAAAAAGUAAUUUUUGGUAUGUACAGAUUUUUCUGGUGAUGAAAAUUCUAUAUAUUGCAGUGCUAUAGUGGCUGAUGGGCUCUAAGGAGAUAACUACAAGCUUUGCUUCUGAUAAGUAAUCAUCCUAUAAAUGGUGAUUAAACGUCACAGCUGGCUUAGAUUUACUUUUGUCCCAAAAGGGGUAGAAAUGUUGUAUUUUUAGUAUUUCAUUUUAUUUGUAUAACAAAGGUAGAACAAUGAAGCUAAGCCCACUAUAUCCUUAAUUCUCUACUCUCUGUGUAUAGCAAACAUAAGAGUCCAUGUAGCUGUCCUGCAUGGGAACUGCUUAGCACAGGAGCUUAAAUGUCACAAGGGAGUUUGCUCAUCUGUAUCAAAGUGAAAACAAAACCAGGAGCCAGCCAAAUCUAAAAGAAACUCUUUCUUUUGAAUUAUUUCACAAUCACGUUUCCUCAUUUUUUAAAAAAUAUUGUUCCUCCUACCAUGCUUCUCUGCAAAAAGCCCAACCAAGGGGAAACAUUCUUAAAUACAUACAAAAAUAGCAGAAGCAGUGAAAAACACUCUUUCUCCCCAGUCUGAGUAUUGGUCAAAUGUUGAUUCCUCCCACUGAUAGUGUAUUUUUGCUCAAAGGCAUCACCUGAUCGUUAAUCUCACAAAUGCUGUAAGUGUAUACCAGAAAAUAAAUAAAAGGAAAAUAAAA
This is a messenger RNA of Lepidothrix coronata (blue-crowned manakin), 3810 nucleotides long. RefSeq names its product arylamine N-acetyltransferase, pineal gland isozyme NAT-10. The transcript is spliced from 2 exons. Lineage: Eukaryota; Metazoa; Chordata; Aves; Passeriformes; Pipridae. The coding region runs from base 1643 to 2515 and encodes 290 amino acids. The record is from RefSeq and is a predicted model, not a curated record. Gene Ontology annotation, molecular function: acetyltransferase activity.